ACAGCCAAAUAUCUAAUUUUCCUUCAGAAAAUAUUGAGAUAGAUAUUCUAAAAGAUUUAGAUAGUAUCAGGUUUAGUUAUAAAAAGUUAUGUGCACUACUAAAUGUUAGUUCAAGCUGGCCAGAAGGUGAUAAGUUAAGUUUUUAGAAACAAUGAACAAUAAACUUGAAAUUGCCAAGUUGCAUAUUGAUAAAUUAGUGAAAUUUCUCUCAGAUCAUGCAAAACUCUCACAAGGGCAUAUGGUAGACUAUUUUAUACACAAUUUAUAUCAAAAUUGUAUUCCUCUGGAGUUACGAAGAGAAAUAUCUGAUUUGGGUUAUGAUGAAGCUGUAAAAUUAAUACUAUCAAAUGAAACUAAGCAUAAAAACACUGAAAAUCUUUUAAACUUUAUGAAUCAAGAAAAAAGUUAUUCAUUAUAUAAUUUAAAAGACAUCUGCCUGUCAAAAUCAGAGUUUUAUGACUUGUAUAACUUUGAAGAUGUCGAAGGGUUAAAAUUAGAUGUGUUUAUGAAAGAAAAGAAGAGUCAUGAGGUGGCCACACUAAGUUUAUUAGCAAAAAACAUCGCUGGCAAAGCAAAAACAUCACAUUUAGUUGAUAUAGGCGAUGGUAAAGGUUACCUCAGCUCAAUGAUUGCAUUUCAUCAUAAAUUACCAAUUCUAGGUGUUGAUGGUUCAUUAAUAAACACAGAAAGUUCUAUAAAGAGAGCUAAUAAAUUAGAAAAACACUGGGAACAUGUGACAAAAACAAAAACUAUGAAACCAACACAGAAUAAGAAUCGUAUAUUUUUAUACAAACAAAUCACACAGUUAGUCACGGAGAAAACAGAUUUCAAUGAAUUAAUUCAAAAUGUUUUUCUUGAAGAACCUACAGGGAUAGGUUUAGUCGGUUUACAUACGUGUGGUAAUCUUGGCCCUACGAGUCUAAGAAUAUUCAAUGAAAAUAACAAUAUUAAAUCAAUUGUUAAUGUCUCAUGUUGUUAUCACUUGUUGAAUGAGAAUUACCUAGCUAAUUCUGCAAUGGGUUGCAUAACAGAAGACAAACAAGGUUUCCCAAUGAGUGCAUACAUGACAACUAAACAUGAUGAGUUUUUAUUAUUGAGAGCCACGAGGAUGUUAUCAGCACAUUCGUUGGAUAGAAUAUUGCACAAUCAAGAGUUGCCGAGUAAGAUUAUUUUCUAUCGGGCGUUGUUGGAGAUUUUGUUGGAGAGAAUUAAAUUUAAGGGUAAACAUGUUGGGAAGUUUAGGAAACAGCCGGAUGAUUUUGUUAAAUAUGCACGUGUGGCUUCGGAAAAGUUAGGGAUUACUUUGGAGGAAAGUGAUGGUGAUUUACAGGCUUUGUCUGAUGAGUAUAAGGAUAAAAGGAGGGAAUUGGAAGUGUUUUAUUUGAUUAGGAGUAUGUUGGCUCCUGCGAUAGAAGCGCUGAUUUUAUUGGAUAGGUUUUUGUUUUUAUUGGAGCAGGGGCAUGAAGAUGUGUUUUUGGUGCAUUUGUUUGAUGCUGUUAUUUCACCAAGGUGUUAUGGACUUGUUGCUUUGAGAUAAACAUAAAAUUUAGUUUUUUUUAUAUUUUAACAAUAAAUAUUGUUUUUUUAGAAGUAUUUGCCUGAAAAUUCUUCAGAAAAGCUACAAAUUAGUUUAAACGACAGAAAAGUUGAUUACAAACUUGUUGUUUUAAGAUAAAACCAGAAUUUACUAAAAAUAGAAUUUAUUUUAAUAUUU
Messenger RNA from Dalotia coriaria, 1714 nucleotides. Its product is annotated as probable methyltransferase-like protein 25. The record is from RefSeq and is a predicted model, not a curated record. Lineage: Eukaryota; Metazoa; Arthropoda; Insecta; Coleoptera; Staphylinidae.